AUGGACCCAGAAGCAACUGCUGUUUAUUUCGAUUAUUUCUAUGCUACAAGCCAAAAUCCUGAUAUUGAGGAGACCCACUCCCGUGUUGCUUACACAUCUGUCUUCCUUCCCAUCUUCUACGCAGUUGUGUUCCUGACGGGGGUGUUGGGGAACCUAGUCCUCAUGAGUGCAUUGCAUUUCAAACGGGGCAGCCGAAGACUGAUCGACAUCUUCAUCAUCAACCUGGCUGUGUCUGACUUCAUUUUCCUUGUCACGUUGCCUCUCUGGGUGGAUAAAGAAGCAUCUUUAGGACUGUGGAGGACAGGCUCUUUCCUGUGCAAAGGCAGCUCCUACAUGAUCUCAGUCAACAUGCACUGCAAUGUCUUCUUGCUCACCUGCAUGAGUGUUGACCGCUACCUGGCCAUCAUGCGCCCAGCCGUAUCCAGGAAAUUCAGGAGGAGAGACUGUGCAUAUGGAGUCUGUGCCAGUGUCUGGUUUAUCUCCUGCCUUUUGGGUUUGCCUACUCUUCUGUCCAGGGAGCUCACCCUGAUUGAUGAUAAGCCAUACUGUGCAGAGAGGAGCGCUACUCCAAUCAAACUGACUUGGGCCCUGGUGGCCUUAAUUUUUACCUUCUUUGUCCCUUUGGUGAGCAUUGUGACAUGCUAUUGUUGCAUCACAAGGAAGCUGUAUGCCCAUUACCAACAGUCGGGAAAACAUAGCAAAAAGCUGAGGAAAUCCAUAAAGAUCAUCUUUAUUGUCGUGGCAGCCUUUGUCUUCUCCUGGCUGCCCUUCAAUACUUUCAAGCUCCUGGCCAUUGUCUCUGGGUUGCAGCAGGAAGUCUACUUUUCCUCAUCUGUUAUCCAGCUAGGCAUGGAGUCACAGAUUUCUUGUAAUAUUCCUAUGGCAAGAAGAAAAGAUAAAUCCAGUGCCAAAGCUCCCACUAUAGACUGUGUGCCUAUGGGCUCUGCCACCCAAACUGGUAUGAGACACUGAGAUUUGAAUAAAAUUGCUGUUUUGUGGCACAGACUUGGGAAUGGAUUGUCCUAGAACAUAUAUAUUUUGGUGAUCAAGAGCAAGAUUAAGAGGUCUGAGUCCAUAUUUGAAUUCCAGGUCUUCCACUUACUUACCUUUAGGCCCUGUGCCCCAGUUUCUUUAUUUAAUUAUAGAGAAUGAUAUCUACUUUACUGAGUUGCUGUGGAAGGGAAAUUAGUCAAAACAUGGCGAAGCCCCUGGAACAGUGCCUGGCAUAGAACAUGUGCUCAAUAAACCUCAGCUGCUAUUUGUAGCAACCACAUCGGUAGCAGUAAAAGCAGCAGUCCUGGGGCUCCUUAGGUGAUCGUUAUAAAAUGGCAGAGUUUUAAAUGCAUUGGGACACUGUGUCAUUGUGCAAAUCCCCAGGUUUCUAAUUUUACAGAUAUGUAAAGCAAAUGUUUCCAUACAUUUGAAUAUGGCUAAGUGAAUCAAAGUGCCCCGGAGAGUCCUUCAAAUAAUACUACAAAGUUUGUAUCCUCUUGUGUUUAGAAAUACAAAACUUUUUUGAAAUGUCGAGCAUCAUUUUCACAGAGUUAGAAGAUUAUAUAAGUAGGAAUUACGUUUAUUGUUAUCACUGGGUAAUUUUUAGAGAAGAGAAAGGGCUUAAUCUGAAAGAAAAAGAACAUCCUUAGCAACUUCAGGUGAGAAUAAUGAUUGCAAUACCCAAAGUUGUGUACUGUAUAACCAAAUUUCUAAACAUGUACCAUCAUUCGGGUCCUGUGAUUUUUCAUCAGUCGCAGUUCUGCCCGAGGCCACCGUCCCCUGACUGAGCGGUGCCUCCCUUGCAUAUGAAACUGGGAAAGGCAGAGAGAAAACACCAAAAACACCAAGCCCAGCCAGCCCACACCUCAAGACCACUCAUUUUAGACACAUGGCUGUAUCUUAGCUUGCAGUAAACAGCACAACAAGCAAAGGUGCGCUCUGGGUAUUCCAGUGAAAAGUCCCAGUCAGAACAUUUGGUUCUGAGUAGAGGAGAAACUUUGAGCAAUUUCAUUCACAGUUUUGACAGACUGUAUUGUUACUAUUAUGACCUGUGCCUACCCGACCCUCAAUAAAAAUGAUGUGCUC
Molecule: messenger RNA, 2079 nt
Organism: Acinonyx jubatus (cheetah)
Lineage: Eukaryota; Metazoa; Chordata; Mammalia; Carnivora; Felidae
Gene: GPR15
Product: G protein-coupled receptor 15
Exons: 3
Coding region: 1-972 (323 amino acids)
Biological process (GO): G protein-coupled receptor signaling pathway; immune response
Cellular component (GO): membrane
Molecular function (GO): G protein-coupled receptor activity
Source: RefSeq, a predicted model, not a curated record